Messenger RNA from Elaeis guineensis (African oil palm), 1144 nucleotides. Its product is annotated as probable CCR4-associated factor 1 homolog 11. Gene Ontology annotation, cellular component: CCR4-NOT complex. The record is from RefSeq and is a predicted model, not a curated record. Gene Ontology annotation, molecular function: poly(A)-specific ribonuclease activity; nucleic acid binding. NCBI's taxonomy places the organism in Eukaryota, Viridiplantae, Streptophyta, Magnoliopsida, Arecales, Arecaceae.
AACCCCACAAUAAGCCCUCCUCCUUCCAAAGGAUAACCAACCAUCAGAAAAUUAAGGGGCGACGAAGCCAUGGGAGGACGCCGACGACGACGACAGCGGUCCCGACCGCCGGUGGCCACGGCGGCGAUGGGUUCGAAACCGCCGGUUCAGAUCCGGUCCGUGUGGGCCGACAAUCUCGACCGCGAGUUCGCCCUGAUCCGGUCGGCCGUUCGGCGGUACCCGUACGCCGCCCUCGACACGGAGUUCCCCGGCAUGGUCCACCGAUCGGCGAAGCACCCGUUCCUCCUCUCCCCCGGCGAACGUUACGCCCUCCUCAAGGCCAACGUCGACGCCCUCCAUCUCAUCCAGCUCGGCCUCACCCUCUCCGACUCCGCCGCUGGCGCCGCCUGCCUCGUCUGGGAGUUCAAUUUCCGCGAUUUCGACCUGCGCCGCGACCUCCACGCCCCGGAGUCCAUCGAGCUCCUCCGCUCCCACGGCAUCGACUUCGACGAGAUCCGCGCCCGGGGGAUCGAUUCCCGCCGCUUCGCCGAGCUCUUCGUCUCGUCGGGUCUCGUCCGGGCCGGAGCGGUGACCUGGGUGACCUUCCACAGCGCCUACGACUUCGGCUACCUGAUCAAAACUCUGACCCGCUCCGAUCUGCCGGCGAGAUUGGAGGAUUUUCUCCGGCUGUUUAGGGUUUUCUUCGGGGACCGGGUGUUCGACAUCAAGUACAUGAUGAAGUACUGCGAUAGCUUGUACGGAGGGCUGGAUCGGGUGGCGAGCAUCUUGAAGGUUGAUCGGACGGCGGGGAGUUGCCAUCACGCGGGUUCGGAUAGCCUGCUCACGUGGGAGGCCUUUCGGAGGAUGAGGGAGAUAUACUUCGGGCAGGAUGGCGCGGAGAAGCACGCGGGCGUCGUCUAUGGACUGGAGGUCUUCUGAGAUAUUAAAUUACAUCUUUUAACGUAGGAAUAUGAUAUACUACCGUUCAUCUCGGUGCUUUUUUGUUAGAAAGGAAUAAAUAUUUUAUUUGAUUGAAAAUAUGCCUUUUUAAAUUUUAAUAUCUCCCUCAAAUUGCUCUCUCAAUAGACUACUCCACCGUACGAUAUUAGUUUGCAUGGGCUGCUGGUAGCCAGUCAAAAAGCAGGCCCCACAUAAUUUAAUAUAA